AGUUCACGCGAGACUGCUGCGGGUUUAUCGCUUCUGUCAGCAGCAGGUCGCUGACUCAGUUCUCUCCCUAUCUGCAUCAAUAAACGCCCUUUUUAAACCUGGACAUUAUUUACAGGAAUAUCUGAGUUUUUCACUGGCGGCUCUGGUUUCUCUUCUUGGUUGCGAUGGCAGAUCCGAAAUACGCCAAUUUACCAGGCAUUGCCUUCAACGAGCCUGAUGUGUAUGAGACCAGCGAGUUGCCUGAGGAUGACCAAGCACAGUUUGAGUCGGAAGAGCUGUGUAGUGACAGCGUGGAACGUAUUGUGGUCAACCCCAAUGCCGCUUAUGACAAGUUCAAAGACAAGCGUGUCGGCACUAAGGGUCUCGAUUUCUCGGAACGCAUCAGCAAGACUCGUAGAGUGGGCUACGAGUCCGGAGAUUAUGAGCUGCUUGCAGAGAGCUGUGGGGUGAAGGAAACACCUCAGCAAAAGUACCAGCGAAUCCUUAACGAGAUUCAGGAGCUCACACAGGAGGUGGAACACAUUCAGGUAAGCACUAAGGAGAGCAGUGCUGAGGAGCGCCUCACUCCUGUGGUUCUGGCCCAGCGGGCUGCUGAGCUCAAACAGCAGCUAGUCUCAGCCCACCUGGACUCGCUGCUGGGACCAAAUGCCCACAUCAACCUGGCUGACCCAGAUGGAGCACUUGCCAAGCGGUUGAUGACUCAGCUGGAGGUGGCACGGGGGAUGCGUAGUGGUGCAGGGGGAGAGGGGAAGGGAUCAGGACCCAAAGGGCCAGAUGGAGUUGUGCUGUACGAGCUGCACAGCCGGCCUGAACAUGAGCGAUUUACUGAAUCUGCCAAGAUUGCUGAGUUGGAGAGGCGGUUGGCGGACUUGGAGACUGCUGUAGGCUCGGGCUCAGAUAAGCAGGGUCCUCUCAGUGCUGGACUUCAGGGCGCAAACCUAAUGGAGACUAUGGAGCUACUGGAGGCUCGAGUCAGUGCUCUGGACGCAGCCACUUUGGACCAGGUUGAAGCCAGACUGCAGAGCGUUUUGGGGAAAAUGAAUGAAAUUGCAAAGCACAAGGCUGCAAUCGAAGAUGCUGAAACACAAAACAAGGUGUCACAGCUGUAUGACAUGGUGCAGAAAUGGGAUGCCAUGGCAACCUCCCUCCCUCAGGUGGUCCAGAGACUGAUAGCUGUUAAGGAGUUGCACGAGCAAGCCAUGCAGUUUGGACAGCUGCUGACCCAUCUGGAUACCACCCAGCAGAUGAUCAACAACUCGCUGAAGGAUAACAGCACAUUGCUCACACAGGUGCAGCAAACGAUGAAGGAGAACCUGGUCUCAGUGGAAGAGAACUUCGCUGCACUCGAACAAAGGAUGAAGAAAGUCUCAAAAUAGGAUUUUUUCCUCAAGUAGAGAAAGAGAUGGAGGGAUGUGCAAAAAGGUUGUUUCCUUGUUUUAAAUCUUGUGCUUUUUCUCCUCGUAAGCCUUUUCUUUCACAACGCUGAAUGUUGGAAAUAAAGUUGGAAAUGGUGUAGUUGAAGGUUGAGAGCAAAUGCGCCCCCAACACUACAGAGACCUAGUACUUUUUUGCACCUCCUUGUUUUUUAUUUUGGCUCUUUCUCAAGAGGAGGUGGUUAGCAACAUAUCUCAACCACUUGCCUAAAUUCCACUCCCGACUCCUGAUGGAGUUUUAGAAGAAUCAAUUCCAGAGGUUUUUUUUUCUUUCUGAAAUUCAUGGAAACUCAUUUUUAACUAGGCUUAAAUAACUGAAAUAGAUCAGACUGUGGUAAUUCAACGUCCUUAAGUAGGAAGCAUCUACGUAUUUAAAUGUUAGUUCACUUUUCUAUGAACGAGUUUCUUGGAGAGUCCAUGAAAGAAAUGCACAUAAGAGCCACUGCCUUUGGCCACCGUCUACAGGAAGAUGUUUCCUUAUUGAACAACGCUGUAUAUAAAUAUAUAAAUAUGCCUGUAUACUUUGAACUGUUAUCACACUCGGUUGCUUGUAACUGUUAUUGUAUUAUGAUGAUGAUAAUGGAUCUCCACAGGUUAUACUCAAGCUUUUGACACACAGUAUGCAUACAAACUUACAAUUGUCUUUCUCCAGACGUGAGAAUAAAUUUAACAUGCUUUGAGGAAA
This is a messenger RNA of Astyanax mexicanus (Mexican tetra), 2118 nucleotides long. RefSeq names its product dynactin 2 (p50) (gene dctn2). The record is from RefSeq and is a predicted model, not a curated record. Gene Ontology annotation, cellular component: cytoplasm; centrosome; dynactin complex. The transcript has 14 exons. Lineage: Eukaryota; Metazoa; Chordata; Actinopteri; Characiformes; Acestrorhamphidae. The coding region runs from base 165 to 1376 and encodes 403 amino acids. Gene Ontology annotation, biological process: mitotic spindle organization.